CAGAAUGUCGUCUACAAGUACGCUGGGCCACGGACGGAUUUUGCGAAACUCUCUCUGCUCUGGCUUUGGCCGUUUUCAGUCCUCAAAAGAAAGUUGACUCCGUACAAAAUGCUGCCACCACAUAUCAUUCUAGGCUUAACGACGUUGGUGGGAUAUUUCGUCUACCUGCUACUCACCACUGGACGACGACCGAAAGACUAUCCUCCUGGUCCACCAACGCUGCCCAUUCUUGGGAACAUUCAUCUGAUGCCCACGAAAGAUGCCCAUCUGCAAUUCGAGCAAUGGGCUCGUGAGUACGGACCAGUGUACAGCUUGAUUCUCGGCACAAAGACACUCAUCGUCUUGUCAAGCGAUGAAGCAGUCAAGGAACUGCUAGACCGACGGAGUGGCUCGUACUCUGAUAGGCAAGAGAUGUACAUCGGGCAAACAUUGUGCAGCGGAGACCUUCGGCUGUUGAUGAUGGGAUAUGGACCUCGAUGGAGAACAUAUCGUAAAAUGGUUCACGGCCUGCUCAACAUCCAAGCAGCCAAAUCAUAUGUUCCCUACCAAGUACUGGAGAACAAGCAAAUGCUGUAUCAACUUCUGCAUCAACCGAACGACUUCCUCAAGCACAUCCGACGCUACUCCAAUGCGUUGACGACUACUAUGGUUUUUGGAUGGCGAACACCGACAUACGAAGAUCCAAAGAUGAUGCAGCUCUUCGAAGGAUUCGCUGAAUUUGCCGCCAUCAAUCAGACGGGCACAGCGGCGCUCAUCGAUUUCUUUCCCAUCCUUAGAUGGCUGCCGGAUUUUCUCGUACCUACUCAACGCAAGGCAAAGGAGUUGCAUCGUCAUGAGAAGGCAUUGUAUCUCGACCACUGGCUCAAUGCUAAAGCAGCGAUCCGAGAGGGCACGAUCAAACCAUGCUUCUGCGUUGGCAUGGCCGAGGCUCAGAAGAGCGACGGCUUUAGCGACGACCAAGCCGCCUAUAUUUCCGGCACGCUCCUCGAAGCCGGCUCUGACACGACGUCCAGCACGUUGUAUGGUUUCGUCCUGGCCAUGCUGUUGUAUCCAGAAGUCCAGCGGAAAGCUCAAGCGGAAAUCGACAGAGUUGUGGGUGAUCGCUUGCCGACAAUGGAAGAUGAGCCGGACCUGCAGUACAUUCGUGCUUGUGCCAAGGAGACUCUCCGAUGGAUGCCAACGACAAUUCUCGGUGCGGUCCCUCAUGCAGUUAACAAGGACGAUGAGUAUAUGGGUUAUCGCAUCCCUAAGGGUGCUGGAAUCAUGAACAACGUCUGGGCUAUCCACAUGGAUCCUAAGCGCCAUCCGGAUCCCCGGACGUUCGAGCCUUCUCGCUACGCGAACGAUCAGCAAAGUUUGUCAGACUCGGCCACCAACCCUGACGGUACGAAGCGCGACCAAUUCACGUUUGGUGCCGGUCGUCGCAUCUGCCCCGGUAUCCAUGUCGCCGAACGCAGUUUGUUCUUGGGCAUGUCUCGUAUCCUGUGGGCGUUUGAUAUCAAACCUGCGAAAGACGCGGCGGGGAAGGACAUAUUGCCCGAUCCAGAUCGGUUGACGCAAGGGUUUGUGUGCAUGCCGGAGCCGUUUCAAGCCAGCAUCAAGCCGCGCUCACAAGCUAGAGCCGACUUGGUGGAGAAGGAGUGGCUGGAGGCGGAGAGGGAGGUCUUGGAUCCAGAGACGAAGCAAUGGCUGAAGACUCCAGGAGGGCGUUAA
Messenger RNA from Exophiala xenobiotica, 1713 nucleotides. RefSeq lists its product as uncharacterized. Gene Ontology annotation, molecular function: oxidoreductase activity, acting on paired donors, with incorporation or reduction of molecular oxygen; iron ion binding; heme binding. NCBI's taxonomy places the organism in Eukaryota, Fungi, Ascomycota, Eurotiomycetes, Chaetothyriales, Herpotrichiellaceae. The record is from RefSeq and is a predicted model, not a curated record. The transcript has 4 exons. Bases 109 to 1713 code for a protein of 534 amino acids.